Messenger RNA from Thyridium curvatum, 1581 nucleotides. RefSeq lists its product as uncharacterized. The transcript is spliced from 3 exons. The record is from RefSeq and is a predicted model, not a curated record. The coding region runs from base 1 to 1581 and encodes 526 amino acids. Lineage: Eukaryota; Fungi; Ascomycota; Sordariomycetes; Thyridiales; Thyridiaceae. Gene Ontology annotation, molecular function: monooxygenase activity; oxidoreductase activity, acting on paired donors, with incorporation or reduction of molecular oxygen; heme binding.
AUGGCAAUCCUCCAAUCCGUGCUGUCCGAUGAUAGAGCGUUGCUCAAGGGCCUGUCCCUGAUCGCUGGAUGUCUUGUGCUCAUCGUCACCAUCAGCUCCUGGGUCCAUUCCGCACGCUCCCCCAUCAUCGGCAACCUCAACGAGAUACCACCCCAGCAUUCGUGGCUCAAGUUCAAAGAAUGGGCAGAUGAAUAUGGGCCUAUCGUUCGAUUGAGGCUCAUUGGUCAAGAGCAUGUCGUGCUUUCGACCGAAAGAGUCGCCAAUGACCUCCUGAGAGAGCGCGGAACUCAGUAUUCGUCCCGUGAGCAAACUGUCAUGGCGGCGCAGCUUUUGUCGGGAAACCUGAGGCCGCUUUUAUUGCCCUACAAUGAUCUUUGGAGGCGCGUCCGCAAAUUGAUGCACCGCUUAACGAUGCCGAGUGCCGCCAUUUCUUAUGAGCCAGCUCAAUCCCUCGAGUCCAAGCGCACGCUCUACAGCCUCUUGCGGGACCCUUCAAGAUACCAAGAAAUUUUCGAGCAGUAUUCGGGCGGCCUCGUCUUCAGGAUCGGCUACGGCAAGGCCAUCAUCACCGGGAAUGAGAGUCAGCUCCGCCGUAUUCUCGAGGUCGCCCAUAAUGUAGAGCGUAUCGCCUCACCAGGGGCCUAUCUUGUCGACACGGUGCCCCUCCUAAACUACCUUCCCGAACCAUUAGCGCCUUUCAAACGCGAAGCCAAGCGACUUCAUGCUCUCGAGCUAGGCCUUUUCCGAGAGCUAUUAGAGGACACAAGAGCUGCGAUGAGGGCAGGCACAGCGAAACCAAGUUUCGCACAAACCUUCCUCGCAGAACAGGAAAAGUUCGACCUCAGCAAUGAUGAGGGUGCGUAUGUUCUCGGGACGCUCUUCGAGGCCGGCAGCGGGACCACCGCGGCAGCCAUGAUGAGCUUCUGCCUCGCCAUGACUUUGCACCCUGAGUGGCAGAAGCCCAUGUGGCAAGAGCUAGACGCGGUCUGCGGUGAUCGGAUACCAGAGUUCGACGACAUUCCCCAGCUCCCAACCGUUCGUGCUGUCAUCAAGGAGGUGCUCCGCUGGCGUCCCGUGACCGCGGGAGGCGUCCCGCACCAGCUGACGCAAGACGACGUAUACGAUGGCAUAUUCUUGAAAGCCGGGACCAUUGUCCAUGCAAAUCAAUGGGCCAUCCAUCGGGAGGAGGCUCUCUAUCCGGAGCCGGAGCGCUUCAACCCGGCUCGGUGGCUGACCCCUGGCUAUCCAACUUACCGGGAGCCGCUGACCAAGUUCCCAUCCCUUCAGAACUACUCGGCCUUUGGCUUCGGGAGACGCAUCUGUCCCGGUAUGAACAUUGCCGAGCGCUCGCUCUACAUCUUGACAGCAAGAAUAGCAUGGGCCUUUGAGUUCUCUAAGAAGCGAGGACCUGGAGGACAAGAGAUAGACGUGCCGCUGUAUGAUUAUGUCAGCGGCUUCAACACACAACCCAAGCCCUUUGCGUUUGACCUCAAGCCGCGCAACGAACUUCGAAAGACUAUAGUUGAGCAGGCCUGGAAGGAUGCCGAGGCAAGUGACCCUUUACGAGGCCCGUCGUCCUAA